UUGACGAGCUCCGCGGCGGGUUUACGGACAUCUGUGACCGGCGGCAGCUGGGGUAGGGGGCCUCUGAGAACCGGAGGUGGAGCGGGGCGGCUUGCGGUCGGGACGAUGGCGGCCAAUGCUGGGGAAUGGUGCCUCAUGGAGAGCGACCCGGGGGUCUUCACCGAGCUCAUUAAAGGAUUCGGUUGUCGAGGAACCCAAGUAGAAGAAAUAUGGAGUUUGGAGCCUGAGAAUUUUGAAAAGUUAAAGCCAGUUCAUGGAUUAAUUUUUCUUUUCAAAUGGCAGCCAGGAGAAGAACCAGCAGGCUCUGUGGUUCAGGAUUCCAGACUUGACACAAUAUUUUUUGCCAAGCAGGUAAUUAAUAAUGCUUGUGCCACGCAAGCCAUAGUAAGUGUGUUAUUAAACUGUACCCAUCAAGAUGUCCAUUUAGGAGAGACAUUAUCAGAGUUUAAAGAAUUUUCACAAAGUUUUGAUGCAGCUAUGAAAGGCUUGGCCCUGAGCAAUUCAGAUGUGAUUCGACAAGUCCACAACAGUUUCGCCAGACAGCAAAUGUUUGAGUUUGAUGCAAAGACACCAGCAAAAGAAGAAGAUGCUUUUCACUUCGUCAGUUACGUUCCUGUGAAUGGAAGGCUGUAUGAAUUAGAUGGGUUACGAGAAGGACCGAUUGAUUUAGGAGUAUGCAAUCAAGAUGACUGGAUCAGCGCAGUGAGGCCUGUUAUAGAAAAAAGAAUACAAAAGUACAGUGAAGGUGAAAUUAGAUUUAACUUAAUGGCCAUUGUGUCUGACAGAAAAAUGAUAUAUGAGCAGAAGAUUGCAGAGUUACAAAGACAACUCGCUGAGGAGGAACCCAUGGAUACAGAUCAGGGUACCAAUAUGUUAACUGCUAUCCAGUCAGAGGUUGCCAAAAAUCAGAUGCUUAUUGAAGAAGAAGUCCAAAAAUUAAAAAGAUAUAAGAUCGAAAAUAUCAGAAGGAAGCACAAUUAUCUGCCUUUCAUUAUGGAAUUGUUAAAGACGUUAGCUGAACACCAGCAGUUAAUACCACUAGUAGAAAAGGCAAAAGAAAAACAGAAUGCAAAGAAAGCUCAGGAAACCAAAUGAAGAAGAUACUUUGUGAUGUGUACAUAUUUCUGAUUCUGCAAUUACUUUCGUGAAAACUUUUACAAACUUUGAGCAACAUUCUACUUGGCCCAAUGCACGUUUGACAAAAACAGCAGUCUUGUCUCAAAUGCAUGUAUUCAUGAACAUUUUCCUACCUGCAUCAUGUGCAUGCAGUGCAUAUUAAAUAAAAGUGAUAUAAAGAUUGCUUGCCCAAAUCCCAUUUUUUUAUAUUGUAUCCGAAAUUCCUCUGGAGUGUCUGGAUCUAUAAAUAUUGUAAUGAACCCAGAAGAGGCACAAAUGAUAUUCUCUACCUGUAAUUGUUCUGAUUAAUCUUUCAAUCCUUUAGCUCACUUAAAUUUUGAAAAUGUGUAACUAUCAAUUAUUACUUAAACUGGUCAUCUUGUUUUUUUCAUUAAUUGGAGAAAAAUAUCUUUGAUAUGUAAAUGUUAUGAGGAUUUUGACUGAUUUGUGCUCCAAUUACCAAUUAUUUGAAAAAGUAUUUUAAAACAGCUCAUUUGAAAUGGACAAAAGUACAAUUUCUAGUGAUUUUCAUGCUGCCAAGAAAAAAGGUAAUAAACAUCCUGGUUUUAUUUUACUAUAAUUAAAGUGUUUAGGUUAUUUACUUAUUAUGGAAUUAUUUCAGGAAUAUAUGUAAUUCUUCAAAGGAAAAUUUCAGGUGAAGAACAAAUUUUAAAGCUUAAUGAGUUUUAGUGUUACUCUCAGUUUCGCAAUAUUAUAUAAACUGUUAAGUUGUAUCUUUAUAAAAAUGUUAUUUGGAGUUUGACAACUCAGCCUAUUUGAUUUGAAAAUAGUCUGAAAGAAAUUAGCACAGCUCAAUAGAUUCCAAGAAACAUAUAUCAUUUGUCUGCAAUGGAGUUUAUUAUAGGUUUUGAAAGUUUCUUUGUCUUUUUUUCUUCUUCAGUAAAGCAGUAUUGUGUUUUUGUUCUUAUUUUUUUCCAAGUCAAACUUUAAAAUUUAUAGAACUUCUUUUCAUAAAGGAAAUGCUCCACUUUUUAAAAAAAAAUUUUACCAGAGACAUUUCUGCACUUAAUACAUUGCUCUUCAACAUUUUAUUAUGGCAAAGCUUAAACAUGCAGAGAUAAUGUGUACUCAUUUUCCAUCAUCAAAACAUGAAUAUUUAAGGGUUGUUUUAAACUUAGAACUAAUAUGCUUUAAACUUAGAACAACCUAUUAGGAAAUUGAGUAGAAAAAUUAAUGAAAUACUUUCCCUGUUUACAUAAUUUCAACGGAAGAUACUGAGUUUUUAAUUUUUAGCUCAUUGGAGAAUUUUAUUUUGAUAUAGAUUCAACAAUAAUUAUGAAGUAUUUUGAAAAUCAUGAUACCAAAAAAAAAAAAAGCUUUCCUAAGGAUAGUUUGAAGCACAUCUUGCUCCUACUAAUUUAUUUCAACUUCACUUACAUGCUAUUUUUUUAUAGAAGCUUUCAAUUUGUGAAGCAAUUCAAGAAUACCUUAAAUAAUAGGUAGUGUCCAGUGAUCAAGACAAUGAGGGACUGGUGUAAAGAUUGACAAAUCAAUGGGUUAGAAGAAAAGCUUAGUGAAAUAGAAAAGAGAGCCCAGAAGCAGAUCUACAUUUGUAUAGAUAGUCACUUGGUUUUUGACAAUGGUGGCAAAACAAUCUAACAAGGAAGAAAGUAUUUUGAACAAAUGGAGUGAGAAUAAUUGAAUAGGGAAAUUAAUGAAUCUUAACCCUUUACCUCAUCCACCUAAAUGCAACUAAAGUGUAUGGCGUUUUAGAGGAAACUGGAUUAGCUUUGUGUCUUCAGGGUAAUCAAAGAUUUCUUAGGUCAUUACAUGCAAUAACUUUGAAAUGACUUAGAAACAGAGUUCAUGAAAAUUAAAAACUUAAUCAUUGACUGAUACUGUUAAGAGUAAGUAGUAUCAAACCGUGACAGUUUAGAAAUAACUUGAUUAAGCAACUGUAUUAAUAGGAGUGUGGAUGUUUUUCUUAUCCUAAUAAAUCUUAAUAGGAAAUA
This is a messenger RNA of Echinops telfairi (small Madagascar hedgehog), 3089 nucleotides long. RefSeq names its product ubiquitin C-terminal hydrolase L5 (gene UCHL5). Lineage: Eukaryota; Metazoa; Chordata; Mammalia; Afrosoricida; Tenrecidae. Gene Ontology annotation, biological process: ubiquitin-dependent protein catabolic process; protein deubiquitination. Gene Ontology annotation, cellular component: cytoplasm; Ino80 complex. The record is from RefSeq and is a predicted model, not a curated record. Gene Ontology annotation, molecular function: cysteine-type deubiquitinase activity; proteasome binding. The coding region runs from base 106 to 1095 and encodes 329 amino acids. The transcript has 11 exons.